AUGAAUUAUAACCAGAAACCAGCCAAUCAGACGUGCUGCAGUCAGUCAGCGACGACGAAUGGGCUUGACGUGACUACGGAGAUGGAGGUAGGCCGUACAGACUUCUACAUCGGCCUCACAUUGGCCGUGAGCUCCAGCGCCUUUAUCGGUGGAAGUUUCAUCUUAAAGAAGAAAGGUCUGCUGAGACUGGCGAGCAAGGGUUCGAUGAGAGCAGGCCAAGGGGGGUAUGCUUACCUGAAGGAAUGGCUGUGGUGGGCAGGACUUAUAUCAAUGGGAGCUGGAGAGGCUGCGAACUUCGCUGCUUAUGCAUUUGCACCAGCCACACUGGUGACUCCUCUUGGAGCACUGAGUGUAUUAGUAAGUGCCAUACUCUCCUCUUACUUUUUGAAUGAAAGGCUGAAUGUGCACGGGAAGAUUGGUUGUUUGCUUUGCAUCAUGGGAUCGACAGUGAUGGUGAUCCACGCCCCACAGGAGGAGGAGGUUGCUUCCCUCACUGCCAUGGCUGAAAAGCUCAAAGAUCCAGGUUUCAUUGUGUUUGCUGUGUGCGUUGUGGGAAGCAGCCUGGUUCUUAUCUUUGCUGUGGCGCCGCGGUUUGGACAGAAGAAUGUCCUGGUCUACAUCCUGAUCUGCUCUGUGAUUGGCUCCCUCUCUGUGUCUUGUGUCAAGGGCCUGGGCAUUGGCAUUAAGGAGCUGUUUGCUGGGACAGCAGUGCUGAAGGAACCCCUGUUCUGGUCCUUAGUCAUCUGCCUGAUAAUCUGCGUCAGCGUUCAGAUCAGUUACCUGAACAAAGCUCUCGACAUCUAUAACACCUCCUUAGUCACUCCCAUCUACUACGUCUUCUUCACUACCUCCGUUAUGGCCUGCUCAGCCAUCCUCUUCAAGGAAUGGUUGAGUAUGACCACUGAUGGAAUAGUGGGAACGAUAAGUGGGUUUCUCACCAUUAUUUUGGGGAUCUUCCUCCUCCACGCCUUCAAGGACAUCACAUUUAACUGGGAUUCCCUUCCAUUCUACCUCAGGAAAGGUCCACAGGGCUUUCCGUGGGGUAACCAGCCUUACGUCGCUGUCCCCACUUUGGACACCCAAUCAGAGGACGAGAUCAAGCUAUCGAGAGACGGAGGCUCGAAGGGUGGUUGGGCAACACAUCAGAGAGCUUCCUGAGAACCAAAUGUCUUGUUACUAGAAAAAAAUGUGAUUGCAAUUCUGAAGCCUUAAGGCACAUGAUAGCUUUACAAAGUGGCAAGUUAUUUCAUUUAAAGUCCCUGUAAAGUGAAAUCCAAAAUUUGUGUCUUAACACAGUAGAUAUGUUGGGAUGAGGGUGCUGUAAACAACUGAAAGCACUGAGCUCUGUGUGUGGCUAAAUUUUGGAUUAAGAAAAAUGUUCACCUCUUUCCUGGCUUGGUUUAAUUUUCACAGGGCAUAUAUAGGAGCCCAUGACAUCACCAGCUGUUAUGGGGAAUAGCCCCGCCCCCUAACGCUACAACAAUGUAAAAUCACAGAGUAGUUCAUCUCAGUACAGUCUGUUGUUAGCUGAUAUCACUGCCUUCAUUGAAAGUUGUACAUGUAAAUUUCCCUGUCAGCCACAGUGUCCGAGGGGUCAUUAAAGGUCACAUAUUUUACCCUGUUAAGACAAGUUUAUAUUGGUCUCAGAGGCCCCCAAAACAUGCCUGUGAAGUUUGUUGUGGAAAACCACUCCAGUAUUAGAUUUUUGCAUGUCUAAAAAC
Messenger RNA from Cheilinus undulatus (humphead wrasse), 1721 nucleotides. RefSeq lists its product as uncharacterized. The transcript is spliced from 7 exons. Bases 1 to 1158 code for a protein of 385 amino acids. The record is from RefSeq and is a predicted model, not a curated record. Gene Ontology annotation, biological process: magnesium ion transport. Gene Ontology annotation, molecular function: magnesium ion transmembrane transporter activity. Gene Ontology annotation, cellular component: membrane. Lineage: Eukaryota; Metazoa; Chordata; Actinopteri; Labriformes; Labridae.